Rhododendron vialii is the source of this 695-nucleotide messenger RNA. RefSeq lists its product as uncharacterized. The coding region runs from base 258 to 530 and encodes 90 amino acids. The record is from RefSeq and is a predicted model, not a curated record. The transcript is spliced from 3 exons. Lineage: Eukaryota; Viridiplantae; Streptophyta; Magnoliopsida; Ericales; Ericaceae.
UCAUCCUAAUUUCACGGCUCCUCUCUACCAAAACCCUAACAUACCGAUUCCCUCCUCUCCAGUCUCCCUCUCCGUCUCUCUCCGACCAUCUCCUCCUUCUCCGGCGGUGACCCGCACCCGUCCACCUCUCUCUCUCUCUCUCCAUCAUUGCACGAUUCGCCUGAUCUCGGACUGAUUCUCGACUAUAAACUGCUGUUAGGUGGCGGGACUGUAUUUUGGGUGUUGGUUCUGACUUCUGAGGAGUUUGAGGAUAUACGAUGGAGGUUCAAUCAUGUGAAACUGUUUCCCCUCAACCUCGAGUUAAAGCUGUAUUUUGCCUUGGAUCAGAAACGCAUUCUGUUCAGGCAAACAAAGGACUUCUUUCUGAGCAAUUAGUUUUGAUGAAAGAGGAGAGCAUGACCGUACUGAAGGACUUCAUUACUAAACAUAAUGUGCCGAAUGAGGUUCCCGAUGAAACAGAUGAUACCUCUUCGGAAGAUGAUGAAACCAACGAAAAGGCUACUGUGAAGUCGAAGAAGCAGCGGAAAUAGCCGUACACAGUUUUUGAGCUUGAACUUAAAACCAGAAACAUGCAUGAGAAGCUGCUCUCGUGCUUGAGAACUGUCAAGACUAAAAUUAAUGUUUUAAGUCACUCGAUGUUUAAGACAAGGGUUCUGUGUUUUUUUCUCUGCACGGCAAUGUUACAUGUUUAAUCA